AUGGCUGACGAUGCUUCUCACGGGGCCAGCAGCUCGACUGUGAAACCUGCUGAUGAUCCAGAGUCUACCAUCGAGAUCAACAUCAAGACCCUGGAUUCACAAGUCCACAAACUUCGCGUGGAGAAGAAUGCACCUGUUUCCGUUUUAAAAGAGAAGGUUGUUGAAGCGACUGGGGUUCCAUUGGAUCAGCAGCGCUUGAUAUUUAGAGGAAGAGUCUUGAAGGAUGAUCACCUCCUAUCAGAAUACCAUUUGGACGAUGGAUAUACAUUGCAUCUGGUCGCUCGGCGUGCAGCAGAGGGCCAGAAUUCUUCUGGGGCUUUUGAAGGAAAUACACAUGCUAAUGUAAAUGUUACUGGAAAUGGAGGAUUGUUGGAUGAUAUUUCCAGGAGUGUUCGGGAUCUUCUGGGUUCCUUAGGUGUUGCAAUGUCUGGUGGUGUCACUAACACGGCAUUUUCGGUUCCUUUGACUACCGCGCCAGAAGGACCCAAUAAUGUGCCCGGAAGAGCUCAGCCAAUGAACCCAGCGCAACCAGGAUUCUCAGUUCUAAAUCAUCAAAUACAAGUAACACAACUUCAGCCGCCAGGAGCCAUUCCUCGCAACAUGAUUAUUCCAGAUUCUUUGACAACUCUGUCGGAGUACAUGGAUCGCAUUGACCAAGUAUUACAGAAUAAUGGUGCUCCACCAUCCAGGGAUUCACAAAGCCAGCAACAACCGACAGUAGAUGAUGCUAAUGUCAGCCCGAGAUAUCCAAGUCCUGAUGUUUUGGCUUCAGUUAUUGAGAGAGCCCAACAACUUCUUGGCGGCAGUGCAUCUUCUGCUCUUUCGCACAUUGCACAACGUAUUCGGCAAGAUGGUGGGACUGCGGAUGCAUCUCUUCGCCGUGAGAUCCAAACUGAAUCUGUUCAGCUAGGAAUUUCGAUGCAACAUUUGGGUGCUAUGUUUUUUGAGCUUGGUCGGACGAUGAUGAUGCUCCGCACAGGGCUAUCUCCUUCUGAGGCUUUUGUAAACUCUGGGCCUGCUGUUUAUAUAAACUCCACAGGACCAAACCCAAUCAUGGUUCAGCCAUCUUAUCAAAACACCCCUCCUUUUGGUGUAUCUAAUAUACCAGUUAUGGGUGGAAUUUCUGGUGCUUUUGGUAUUGUUGAUCCUUCUCGAUCAUCUGGUUUCGGUGAUCCUUUUCGACGUAUGAAUGUCCCAAGUAGCGGUGCAUCUGCAACAAGUGGUUCAGCUGCUGGUACUACCACAACUUCUGAAGGAGCUAUCAACGGGAACCGCCAAGAUGCGGCAAGAACUCAAGGAGGUAACACACCGGGUCACCCGGCUGCAACACGUGGAUUGCCAACCAGAACAGUUGUUGCUGCUGUUCCAGCACGGUCCUCAGCCGAGGCUCCAAACCAUGUCUUUAGUGUUAUUCUGCCUGUUCAAGUGAGGGGCCAAGUUGCAGUGCCUAAUCAGUCCUCUCAAGGUUCUCAAACAGCAGUGGGCAAUGGAGCUCAAGGAAAUUCAACAUCUGCUGGUCCACAAGCUUCUGUUGGUGGUGUUUCUGGUGUUCCUCCUAUAGUGGCACAGGUAGCCAAUGCAUUGGCCGCAAAUGCACCAAGCCAGGUUUCUUUAUCUACACAAACUGCAGCAGAUCAGGGAUUUCACCCGACCAUAGACAGCAGAGCUGAUGUUCUAGUUCUUCAACACCAGCCACUACACCACCGCAGAAUGAUCCCUCAGCAUCCACAAUUGGGAGAUACUUGUGCAGAUACAGCCGACUUACCAGGAGACGCCACAGCCACCAAUACUCAUGAUGUUCCUUCGAACGCAUCAGUAGAAAAUUCUGCGCUGAAGAACAAAUUCUCGGAUGAAGUAGGUUCACAGCCCACUGAACCUUCUGCAAGUGACAGUGCUGAACCAUUAGGUCUUGGCGGAGGUCUGAUUCCAAAGAAACGGAGCAGAGCAGUAAAGCCAUCUGGGAGCACAACUGAUCCUGGUAGGGAUUCAUCGUUAGUCAGCCAAAACCAAGAUCCUAUUUCAGUGGCCCAGCAGUUUCUGGAAGGUUUUGCUUCCCGAAAUACUAAUGCUAGCAGAAGCAAUGCCCCCGCCUCUGGUCCUCCAUCCUCUGUGCCACAGCCUACUGAAGUUCCUCCGAGAAGACAGGGUGGUGGACAACCUGAUAUUGGCAGCAUGAUAUCUGGUAUGCUCAACAACCCAGUUUUCAGCAACAUAUUGUCGAAUGUUGCAACACAAGCAGGGGGCUCAAGUGCUGAUUUGAGGAGCGUGAUGGAAGGAUUACAGAGCCCUGCUAUUGUGGAUACGAUAAGCAGUAUCGUGCAGAAUGUGGAUGAGCAAGACCUUGGGGCCAUGCUUGGUUCAGGCAGGGGGCAAGGCGGCAUGGAUUUGUCAAGAAUGUUGCAGCAAAUGAUGCCUGUUGUAUCCCAGGCUCUUGGUGGAGCAGGGGGCCGUUCUGCUGGUGCAAAUAGUAGACAAUCUAGGUCAUGGCCUCAGCGCAUUGACAGUGGAGAAGGAAAUGUACCAGCUAGCAGUUCUCAGAUUGAUCUCAACCAAGCUCGUCAAAGCAUUGAACAACAUGAAUCUCCAGAGAAUAUCUUCAGCUCUGUCCUUGAAACUGCUGCUCAGGCCUAUGGCGAAGAUGACAGCAUUCAAGGAAUGAUCGAAGAGCUUUCCAGUGAUCAAGAGCUUACCGAUGAAUACUUGAAAUUUUUGGUGGACCAAGUUCGGCAGAGGGUACAGUCAGAGUCGCAGUCCGGGAGCCAGCCUUGA
Miscanthus lutarioriparius is the source of this 2769-nucleotide messenger RNA. The record is from the annotation of a GenBank genome assembly. NCBI's taxonomy places the organism in Eukaryota, Viridiplantae, Streptophyta, Magnoliopsida, Poales, Poaceae.